AGCAGCAACGUGUUUGCCGGGGGAACUAAAUAUCUGGACGCGACCGUGAAGUGUCAUGUCGUCUGCGGCACUUCUUGGCUGACUUUUGCCUUUCCCCUCUGGUCUCGCUGUCUCUCUCCCUCUCUCGCUCUGUCUCUGUUUGUAAACUGGAGUCUGGAGUGCAGUGCGCAGUGGAGACUGGACAGACUUGGACACACGGACGCACAGAACGCGGACAAUCACAGCUGAGUCUCUGCGCUGUCAUAUCACACCGAGGUGCUCAGAGAUGAGAGAAGCCUGUUUGAGGACGCCUGCGCUGCUCCUUCUGGUUUGUGUGAAGGUUGCUGUGUGGGCCAACGAUGGCGGUGCAGUGUUCAUCAGAGAAUUCACUCUGAUUCGACGUGACCACCUCCCUGAAGAGCCUCUCCAUGAGAGCAGCCAAAGGCCAGAGGACCCGAGCUCUCGGACGGCAAGAUCAGAAGAAGACAGGGACACGCUGUGGGAUGCCUGGGGAUCAUGGAGUGAAUGUUCCCGUACCUGUGGAGGAGGAGCCUCAUACUCCCUCCGACGAUGCCUCAGCUCCAAGAUCUGUGAGGGGCAGAAUAUCAAAUAUCGCACAUGCAGUAAUGUGGACUGCCCUCCAGAUGCAGGUGAUUUCCGGGCGCAGCAGUGCUCAGCUCACGCUGAUGUUCGAUACCAGGGUCAGUACCACGAGUGGCUGCCUGUGUACAAUGACCCGGACAACCCGUGUGCUCUCAAGUGCAAAGCCAAAGGUUUGGGCCUUGUGGUGGAGCUGGCGCCCAAGGUGCUGGAUGGGACCCGCUGUUACACAGAGUCCUUGGACAUGUGCAUCAGCGGAGUCUGCCAGAUUGUAGGCUGCGAUCAUGAGUUGGGGAGCACGACAAAGGAGGACAACUGUGGUGUCUGCAAUGGAGACGGCUCAUCCUGCAGACUUGUGCGAGGACACUACAAAUCCCAGCAUGCUUCAGGAAAAACUGAGGACACAGUCGUCGUCAUCCCCUACAAGAGUCGUCAUGUUCGUCUUGUUCUGAAAGGCCCGGAUCACUUGUAUGUGGAGAGUAAGAGCCUCCACGGCCUCAAGGGGGAAUUGGUCUUUGAUACAACUGGGCAGUACCACAUGGACAACACCAGCUUGGACUUCCAGAAGCUUUCUGACAAGGAGAUCCUGAGGAUCGCUGGGCCACUUGGAGCUGACUUCACUAUCAAAGUACAGUUUACCAGUGGUGCAGACAGUGUGAUCCAGUACAUCUACUAUCAACCCAUCAUCCAUCGCUGGAGAGAGACUGACUUCUUCCCAUGCUCUGUGACAUGUGGUGGAGGUUAUCAGCUAACCUCGGCAGAAUGCUUUGACAUACGGAGCGGCAGAGUGGUUGUGGAUCAGUAUUGUCAUUAUUACCCAGAGAAUGUCAAACCUAAGCCCAAACUGCAGGAGUGCAACAUGGACCCCUGCAUGGCUAGUGAUGGCUACAAACAAAUUAUGCCGUAUGACCUUUACCACCCCCUGCCCAGAUGGGAGAGCAGUCCCUGGACUGCCUGUUCUACUUCCUGCGGUGAGGGCAUCCAGAGUCGCUCUGUGUCCUGUGUGGAGGAAGACAUGCAGGGAACCAUUACUGCCACUGAUGAGUGGAAGUGUCUCUACUCCCCAAAAACAGCUAUCCUGCAACCCUGCAACACCUUUGACUGCCCCACCUGGCUAGCACAGGAUUGGUCACCUUGUACGGUGACGUGUGGACAGGGCCUGCGCUACAGAGUGGUGUUAUGCAUUGAUCACAGGGGGCUCCACGCCGGAGGCUGCAACCCUACUACCAAACCCCACAUUAAGGAGGAGUGCCUGGUGACCGUGCCCUGCUACAAGUCCAUGGAUACCCUUCCAGUUGAAGCAAAACCUGUGUGGCAUAAACAGGCCAUUGAGUUGGAUGAGGAGAUCACAGUGACUGAGGAACCAAGCUUCAUCCCUGGUCCCUGGGAGCCGUGCAGCAGGACAUGCGGUGCUGGAACCCAGCGACGCAGGGUCAAGUGCCAGGUGCUGCUGAGCUUCUCUCAGAGUGUAGCUGACCUUCCUGAUGAUGAGUGUGAGGGGCUCAAACCCACAGCAAGUCAGCCCUGUUACCGCACUCCCUGCUCUGUUGUGUUGGGCCAAGAAAAAGAAAGCAAGACGGAGGGGGAGAAGGAGGAGGAGGAGGAGAAUGAGGAGGAGGUGGAGGAGGAAGACGGAGAGACACCCCACAGGGAGGAAUUACACGACUGGGAAUAUGAAGGCUUUACGGAGUGCUCAGAGAGCUGUGAGGGAGGUGUGCAGGAGGCUGUGGUUAUCUGUCUGAAUAAGCAGACCAGGGAAGCAGCAGACCAGAGCCUUUGUGUGAGCUCCCGGCGGCCCCCACAACUCCUCCAGGACUGCAGGACACAGCCCUGUCCCCCCAGGUGGGAAACAGGUGAGUGGAGUUCAUGCUCUGCGACCUGUGGGGUUGGUCUGAUGACCCGCACUGUCUCUUGCAUUCACCAUCCGUCUCGGGACAGCAACCGCACAGAAGUUGUGAGGGAUGAAGAUUGUCAUAGUCCCAAACCCAGUCCCAUCCAAGCCUGCAACCGCUUUGACUGCCCUCCAAUGUGGGACACAUAUGACUGGGGACAGUGCUCCCAAAGCUGUGGUGGUGGGGUUCAAAAGAGAAAGAUAUUGUGCAAACAGCGGCUGGCGGAUGGCAGCAUUCUGGAGUUACCCGAGACUUUUUGCCCUGCUAAAAGUCCUGUAAGCCAGCAGCCUUGUGGCAAGAAAGAGUGCCCACCUCACUGGGUCACAACCGAAUGGUCCCAGUGUUCUGUGACCUGCGGAAAUGGCAUUCAGACUCUUCAGGCCAUCUGCAGAAAGCUCCAGGCUGAUGGGCAAUAUUGGACCAUGGACCCUAAGAACUGCUCCUUAAAUUCCUGGCCCACCAGAAUCCGGCCGUGCUUGCAAAGGCUUUGUGAAAGCUCUGUCAAACCAGACCCCACUAUACUGACCCAAAAGAAAGUUUAUAUACAGUGGAGGAAAGGCAAAAAGAUACAGUUGAUUGUGGGCAGCUAUGGUUACCUCCUUCCCUGGACAACUGUGGUGCUUCGCUGCCCAACCAGACACUUCCGCAAAGGCCACAUUCAAUGGUUGAAGGAUGGGAAACCCAUUGUCAGCCUCCCGCACCUCUCCAUUACACCAAUGGGUUGUGUUAAGAUUCACCAGGUUCAUGCAUCUGAUGCUGGGAUUUACACUUGCAUUGCUGGCCAAGCACGGGAACAUUUUGUCCUGAAGAUUAUUGGCAGCAAACAUAAGCUCUCAGUUCCAGACUCAUGGGUCCUUGCAGACAGUCAACAAAAAGUUGUGCUGCCUGAUGUGGCCUCAACAGGAGAAAAAUUUCAGGAACUACCCAUCUCCCUUAGCCAAUAUGACAACAUUGUUGAGCUCUUGCUUGAACUCAAAGGCUCUCUCCAAGAGGAAAAAGACAUUACCAAUAAACCACAUUCCAGUGAAAAGAACAGGUCAACCCUGGAAGAUGAGAGAGCAAGCAUGAAAGUUUCCAGCCCAGUUGUACUUGUCGCUGAUACCCACAGGCUCGAUGAGAUCAUGCACAACCUCUCUGAAGGCCGUGGAGGACCACGGGGUGAACAACUCAUUGCUCAGUUGCUCAGUGAGCUCACCAUGACACAAGGUGAAACUAAUGACUCUACUCUUCACCCUCCGGAAAGUGCAGAAUCUUCUACACAUGGGCCACCUAUUUAUAAAGCAAAAACCCACACAACCAGAAACCCAGUGAUUAUCCAGCGGCCUAGGAAGGUCGGAGUCGUAAUGUCUUCAUCUGAAAUGAUAGUUCAUGUGGGAGUGCCAGCUCUGCUUCAAAAACCAGUUGAUAGUUUGGAGUUAAGAUGCGAGGCGCUGGGAAAUCCUGAAACAUCCCUAACAUGGACAAAGAAUGGAAAAGAGUUGCUCUACAAUAGCAGAGUAGGAAUUUUGCCCACUGGCUCGCUUAGGAUUCAGUCUCCAAGCAAAGUGGAUGAGGGUUUAUACACUUGCACUGCCAGGAAUCGUUUUGGAUCUACAUCUCUUUCAUCCUGGCUGCAGGUUGCAGGUAGCAAAGGAAGGAAUUGUGGUCAAGUUAACAGUAUGGGAGUAAAUGGCCUUAUUUGCUCUGAGAGAAGUAACAGCAGCCAAUCAGCAGAGUUGUGUCAGGGACAAGGGUGUCCCCUCAGUUGGAUUAGGUGGCGAGCUGAACCUUGGUCACCAUGUUCAGCCACUUGUGGAGGUGGCUCCCAGACCAGGAGUGUCCGCUGCAUGAGUGCGUCUGAGGGAACGUCAAGAGAGGUGGAGAGCCAGUUCUGCCUUGAAACAGGCAGGAGACCCUCUGACAGCAGACUGUGCAACCUUCUGCCCUGCACCAGAUGGACCACAACCUCUUGGGGGCUGUGUCAUGGUCAGUGUAUAGGACCCAGUUUGGCCACACAGCACCGCCAUGUUUACUGCCAAAACAUAAAUGGAACCAAAGUCCCCAGUAGGAUGUGCGUUGGACUCCGCAGGCCGAUCUCUCUGAAGAACUGCUCCACAGAUGGCUGUGCCCUGCACUGGCGUAUUGGUCCGUGGACCCAGUGCACUGCAACCUGUGGAAGACACGGCUUCCAGUCACGGCAGGUGACUUGCACUCACCGUCGCACUGGCAAGGCUACACGUGAACAUCAAUGCAUGUGGAGGCCACGCCCCCCCAGUUGGCAGCGAUGCAAUAUUAUGUCGUGUGGAAGAGCAGGCGAAUGCAGAGACAGCACAAGGUACUGUGAGAGGGUUCGACAGCUGGAGCUCUGCCCACUGCCCCAGUUCAAGAGUCGCUGCUGUCACUCCUGCCAAAACACCUGAGACGAAGGAGACCGGAGAUGAGCACGGUGGACAACCUGAAGAAGUCAGGGAAGGUGCCAACAGAGACUUGAAACCUCUAUGCCCCAUCCACAUACAACAACUGCCUUCGAUUGAACAAAUCUGGAUGAGUUGCAUGGUCAUACCUGGAGGGACUGUUAAUGUUUUUGUCAAAGAUGCAAUGUGUGGGUUUGAAUUAGAGAGUAUUGUUUUUUCAGGAGUGGUGUGUCUGUUAAUGAAGGCUUCACUUUUACUCUUUUCUUUAAAUUCUGAAGUUCACUUUCAGCAGCUUUCCAGAGUAAGUUACAAGUGACUGAGACACAUUUCCAUUUGUGAACAAAAGGAACAUGAGGUUACUGCAUGAUUUCAUAAAGAGGGGCUUGUAAAAAGAGAUGUUACACCAAACCUAUCUGCGUUACUGCUAUGUGGUGCUGUUUCAGGGUUAAAUACCAAUAGCAUUAGCAUUCAGUACACAAAUGUGUAAUUAUUAGCCUUUAAAAUUGACUGACAUUUUACCUAGGGAUUCUGGCUAAAACCCCCAAGUUUGUGAAAACCACUGGAUAGUUGUGUGUUUGCCUUGUUUUUGCAAUGAUCUUCAAAACAGUAUUGUUAAAUAGUUUAAAUUUUUUAUUGUGGGUAUAAUGCAGUGAAAUACAGCACAGUGCUGUAUAUAAAAGGGAAAAAGUUGAAACGACUAAAAGCCUAAUAUCUGAUAAAUGGUAUACAUUCAGUAUAGUAGCCUUCUGGAAAAUGGAUCAAGAUCUGUGCUACCAUUUGAUCAAUUUAGCAUAUGAGGACAGCAGUGAUUGAUCAAGUCAUUAAAAAAAGGAAAGACAGUUGGAUUGCAUAUGUUUUUAACUGAGAGUUGAAAGUAGAACAUGAUAAAGCGUUAUCUUGCAUGUGUUGCACUAGAGGAGGUAUAUUAGACUGGAGCAAGUCAGUUUUGGGAAAAAGACAAUUUUGCACUAAACUCUGUUAAGAACAUGCUUGUGGAGAUUUUUUAAAAAUCAAGUUUGUUAUGUCACAUUGUUUAUAUAUUUUGUUUUCCAAUUUCAAUAUUUUUUGGAAAGAUAUUUGUCAAAAAUGUCCCUUUAACCACUUUGAGACGUUGCAGCCCGUGUAAACUUGGGGUGAGUAUUUUCACCUCUGGUCAUCCUGUCCAGGGAAGAAUAUAUUUUGUAUUUUUUACCUUUUAGGGGAGUUUAAGCAGCUAUUUUGUUACUCUUCUGCCUAGGAAAAUGAGUAAGUUGAACUUAAUGUGUCAAAAUGGCAUCUGUGUCAUAUUUGGAUGUUUCAUGAAACAAUUUUAUUUUUUGUAAUGGUUUGGCACUUUUGAUAUUACACCUUUGGUUUUCAUCUUCAUAUGCAACACAAACCAUUGCAGGAGACUACUUUGCCUUUACAUUGCGGUGCCAUCCAAUGAUUUAUUUGGGAUGAAAACAUCAUUAAUAUUUUCCUUAUGCUCUUAACUUAUGUACAUAUUUGUCUUGUCUUUCAACUAUUUAUUUUAAUAUGUGUUCCUGUGCAUACUUUUGUAAAUAAUCAGAGGGCUGGGGUUUAAGUAUUCAUUUCUAAAACAGCUGAUAGUAUUUGAUGUGCAUGCAAUGGGGACCCUCUACUGGUGACUUGAUGUGUUGCUCUCUGCUCAUGCCUGGUUUAUCAUUAAAUAAAACCAAAUACAUUCCUUUCAUAA
Solea solea (common sole) is the source of this 6560-nucleotide messenger RNA. Its product is annotated as ADAMTS-like protein 1. The record is from RefSeq and is a predicted model, not a curated record. Gene Ontology annotation, biological process: extracellular matrix organization. The coding region runs from base 266 to 4870 and encodes 1534 amino acids. The transcript has 26 exons. Lineage: Eukaryota; Metazoa; Chordata; Actinopteri; Pleuronectiformes; Soleidae. Gene Ontology annotation, cellular component: extracellular matrix. Gene Ontology annotation, molecular function: metalloendopeptidase activity.